AUGGAAUUGCGCCGGUUUUUGGGAAUGGUCAACUAUUACCGACACCUCAUCCCACAUGCAGCUCAGGCUCAUAUCCCGCUCACAGACUACCUAAAAGGCGCAACCAAAAAUGACAAGCUCGAAAUAGCCUGGACCGGCCCUGCGGAGAAUGCAUUCCAGGCCUUACAUGGAUUGGCGCAUCCCAGCGGCCGUACAACUGCAAAGUUACUUAAGCAGCGGUUUGUCUGGCCAGGAAUUAACCGUGAUGCCACCCUCUGGUCCCGACAAUGCGUUCCUUGCAAGCGGGCCAAAAUCCAUCUCCCGGUGGACAAGAUCGAUGUUCCUGACAAUCGUUUCGAGCACAUUCACGGUGAUCUGAUUGAGCUUCCCACUAUCCGUAACUUACGCUACUGUCUUACCAUCAUCGACCGCUUCAGAAGAUGGCCUGCAGCUAUUCCACUAUCCAACAUCACCGCGAAGACUGUCGCGGCAGCUCUGAACACACACCGAAAGGAUACGUACAACCGCAUAUCACCCUCAGUCAAACGGCAUCGUGGUCGAUGGCACCGUACCCUCAAGGCCGCCCUGAUGUCAAGGAUCACCGAGCAACUACAUCAACAUAACAGGGCAGCCCGACCUACUUCUACAGCGAAUCACGCUACACCACCUGUUUUCAUAUGUAAGGACCUGAGAACUUGUACGCACGUCUUCAAGCGAGUGGCAUCUGUUAAAAAACCACUCGAACCGAAUAACGCGGGACAUCAUCGGGUAAUACGCCGGGUUAAUGACCAGUUCUACAUCAUCAGCAUUCAUGGACAAGAGAAGUCCGAGGAUCUACCGCCUGACCAAACGAUUUCGCAGUCACUUACGCCACCGAGCCCUGCAUCUGCAGCUGCAGAAUUUAUACCGUUACCUUCACCACAUGGCGAAGUCACUGGAGGGGGAGUAGAUGUGGCGCCCAGACUAAAGCCCAGUCUGGCAACACGGCGUUAA
Molecule: messenger RNA, 972 nt
Organism: Drosophila yakuba
Lineage: Eukaryota; Metazoa; Arthropoda; Insecta; Diptera; Drosophilidae
Exons: 4
Coding region: 1-972 (323 amino acids)
Molecular function (GO): nucleic acid binding
Source: RefSeq, a predicted model, not a curated record